Messenger RNA from Sinocyclocheilus anshuiensis, 2978 nucleotides. RefSeq names its product BTB/POZ domain-containing protein kctd15-like. The coding region runs from base 476 to 1273 and encodes 265 amino acids. Gene Ontology annotation, molecular function: protein binding. The transcript is spliced from 5 exons. Lineage: Eukaryota; Metazoa; Chordata; Actinopteri; Cypriniformes; Cyprinidae. The record is from RefSeq and is a predicted model, not a curated record. Gene Ontology annotation, biological process: protein homooligomerization.
UCAUAAUACAGUGUAAGCCUAUGUAAUGCCGUUUAAAACAAAAGAUUGUUUCUCUUUUGCUCGCUGAAGGUUAAUCAAAGACAUGCACACAGGUAACCUAAACCGUUAUCCUCGCGCAUGCACAUAUCUUUGUUCAGACGCGGCAAGUAGAUGCAUAAAUGACGAUCAAUGCGAUCAAAACACAUAUAUACGCAUACUUCCAAAAUGUGAAUAGCAAGAUCAAAUGUUGUUCUUGUAACUCGCCCCAGCUCAGGCAGGGUUGAGCUAAUUGUAGCCUAAUCCUGCCCCGGGGCGUUUGGAGAGCCUUGAGCAAGAAUUCUUGUUCAGCUGUCCUCUGUUAUUCGGGCUGGAACGCUGUGCCUUCAACGCACUCUCACGCUUCAACAAAAAAGGAGCAAGAAAGAAAAAAAGCGAGGCUAAGACACGCCACGAUCGAUCUCAUGUUUUAAAGAGGGCUGAAGAUACAUUUACAGCUAUGUCUUCCAAGGAGGGAAGGAGCAUGUCUCGGCUGUCUUUGACCCGGUCCCCAGUGUCUCCUCUGGCCACUCAGGGAAUCCCACUGCCGGCUCAGCUGACUAAAGUGAACGCUCCAGUCCACAUUGAUGUAGGCGGGCACAUGUACACUAGCAGUCUGGCCACCCUCACCAAAUACCCAGACUCCAGAAUCAGUCGCCUGUUCAACGGCACAGAACCGAUUGUUUUGGACAGUCUGAAGCAGCAUUAUUUUAUCGACAGAGAUGGAGAGAUAUUCCGCUAUAUCCUGAGCUACCUGAGAACCAGCAAACUGCUUCUUCCUGACGACUUCAAGGAGUUCCAGCUGCUGUACGAGGAGGCUCGGUAUUACCAGCUGACGCCCAUGGUGAAAGAGCUGGAGCGCUGGAAACAGGACCGGGAGCAGCGGCGGGCGGCUCAGCCCUGCGAGUGCCUGGUGGUGCGGGUGACCCCUGACCUGGGCGAGAGGAUUGCCAUCAGUGGGGACAAGGCCCUCAUAGAGGAAAUUUUCCCAGAGACAGGGGACGUCAUGUGCAAUUCAGUCAACGCCGGCUGGAACCAGGAUCCAACCCACGUUAUUCGCUUUCCACUGAAUGGCUACUGCAGGCUCAACUCUGUGCAGGUUCUGGAGAGACUGUUCCAGAAAGGCUUCAGCAUGGUGGCCUCGUGCGGCGGGGGUGUGGACUCCUCCCAGUUCAGUGAAUACAUCUUGAGUCGGGAAGACAGACGGUGUCAGACCAGCCACACGCCCAUCAGGAUAAAACAGGAGCCUCUGGACUAGCCAGCUCUUGUGCCAACCAUGAACACCUGAGUCUGCUUUUGAAAAAAAUAAAAAUAAAAUGCCAGCGGACAAAUAGAAGACUUAAUUUGCAAGAAGAGUUUGCUUCAACUCUUUGGACUUGGACUGAAAUCUUAUUAAAUGUAUUUAAUCAACGACCCCAAAUCUGCUCCAAAAAAUGCUUUACAAACCCAAGCAAGCCACAGGAUGGCUUUUCAUCUGCUGACCUCCAGUUGAACUUUUUAGCCGUUUCUUUGGCUUGAGUCAUGAAAAAAGCAUUCAUAGAUCUAUAUUUCCACAGUACAUAUCCAUAUAAGUUCGCCAUUGUAUGUGCAUAAAAGAGCAAAAAGAGGAACUCUACAAGGAAGUUGCGUUCAUGGCGAGCGCACCUUCUGGCUAGAACACUUUCAAAUGAUGCAGCAGUCUGAUCUCCAAGCUCCCGGGCGAAAUUAACCACAAAAUACAAAGUCUGUCCUCUCAUCCAUUUUUAAUCUAGAUAUCUAAUGUUCUCAUUUUCCAGUCUCAUCUAUGUAAAUCAGUUCUUUUAUGACCUACAGGUUUAUUGCUGUUGUCUCACUACAUGAAGGAUACGAGAGCAGUUCUCAGAAGUCAUUUGGUUGUAAGUGCGGUCUGGAUUCGGCCACAUAGACGCUUUUACUUGAGGCAACGUGGCGGCUAAAGCAGACGGUCUGGUAAUGCAUUCAGCGCUGGGCAGAGAGGCUUUUUGUUUGAGCAUGUCUAAAGGGAAACCUGGACUCAUGUGGGAGAGCUUUUCUGAUGGCAUCACUAAAUCCUCUACUUUUUUUUCUUGGGUGCCCGUUUUCUUCAAAACUAGCCCUGAACUAGUCGCUAGUUCAUUAUACAUAAUUGCUUUGAGUAAACGGUUAAAAAGUAAAGAUCUUUUGUAGAUACAGUGUCCAAAACAACAUCUUGUUUAAUGAAGGCACCUUUUGAAAAAAUUAGAUUAGUCAGAUUGUUAAUGAAUGCAGCACUUUCAGGGGGCGAUACUCAGACCGAUUGAGAAGAGGGGAAUUACUGUGCCCCUCAAGGCCUGGAGACGGAGGGGCUACGGGUCAGACUUCUCUCCAGGAGUUAAGGUCACUUUCUCACAAUCCCUUUCACUCACUCUCCCUUAGCAAAACAGAGCCACUCAGAGAGAGACUGAGGGAGAAUAAAUUUGAAAGGUUAACUUGGUGGCUGGUAAACAGACUGAAUUGCAUAAUGUGUUGUAAAAAGGCACAUCUAAUAGGAGUUCUUUGCCUUGCAAUUUCAAACGGAAGGGUCACUGAAAUGUCACAGAUAUGUUGUUAUGCUAAGUGUUGUCUUAACUGGCCAGCGUUUCUUUUCAGAUUUUCUUGAUUUGUUGUACAUAAAGGCUCACGGACGCUUUGCAGGCCCCCCUGAAUGCAACUUAUCAUCUCGCUGCUGCGCAACUGCCAUUUGGUUUUCGAUUUCAAGGACGAGAACAUUAAAAAGACGAUUAUCGGAGAAGCUGCGUCGGACGUUACAUAAAUCUUAGUUUAAAUACUGCUCUAAUGGAUGUUGUGUCAAGAUGUAUAUUGCAGUAUGGUCCAAAUGUAUAUUAUUUAAAUAAAACAUUUUUUGUAAUGGAUUAUUAUUGAUAUGAAUCAUAGUGGUAUGUCAGGCAUGUGUUUAUUUGAAUUGUAACAUUCUUUUUGUAAUCGGUGUUGACAAACAAACUUUUAAU